Molecule: messenger RNA, 2040 nt
Organism: Papaver somniferum (opium poppy)
Lineage: Eukaryota; Viridiplantae; Streptophyta; Magnoliopsida; Ranunculales; Papaveraceae
Product: F-box/WD-40 repeat-containing protein At3g52030-like
Exons: 1
Coding region: 404-1750 (448 amino acids)
Molecular function (GO): protein binding
Source: RefSeq, a predicted model, not a curated record
UCACCUAGAAAAAUCAGACUGCAGCCCUUAGAGCCAGUCGCUGGGAGCAAUGACCAAACCCUGUGAGUUUCAAUCGAGAAAACCCCAGAGAGUUCAGUGAGAUUUUUUCAGUAAGAUUUGAGACAUCUCAUCGAUUUAAUUGUCAGAUUCGGAAGAUUUUUUUCAAUUUCGUAGAGGUAUUGGUUCAAUUUCCUUUGAAAAUCAAGAAAUUAGAAGGUUCUUGUGCUUCCAUCAUUGGGAAAUUAUUUCAGGUAUGGGUUUUCUUGUCUCUAAGAUUGUUGGGAAUUAGAUUUAGGGGAAGCUGGUAAUUCUGUUGGUUAUGCUUAGAGAUAUUAUUAAAUCUAGGUUUGUUUUUUUUUUUUGAUUUUGGGGUUUAUUGGGUUUUUCAAUUGAAAUUAUAGCAAUGGAAUUGGCAAAUCAUAAGAGGAAGAAAAUUAGGGCAAAUUUAUCACCACCAUUCUCGUCAAGACCGCCUACUAGAACUAUCAUCAAUCAUUAUUUUACUUCGGAUAUUGUCUGUCAUAUUUUAUCAUAUCUUGACCAAUUUGAUCUGAUUCGAUGCUCUAUCGUUUGUAAAUCAUUGCAUGAUACCAUACAUUCAUCUCAUUUACUGACUCUACAAUAUUGGAAGCGCAAAGUAGAUGCUUUAGGGCUUUCUAGUGUUGUUGGCACUGUUUCAGAAUCAACAGUGAAUAAGUAUUUAGAAGAAAUUGCAAUGAAGCAGCACCAAUUGUGCUUACAGAAUGAAUCUGUUGUGGUUAAUCAAUGGAAUGGAUGUCACUCUGCUGGGAUUGAUCAAUGUCGGAUGAAGAUGGGUUUGGUUCUAACAGGUUUAGAGGAUAAGGUUAUGCGCAUAUGGUCUUUGGAUAGUUUCAAGUGUUUGGAAGAGUACUCGGUACCGAAAUUGGAGUUAGCUGAUUUUGAUUUUGAUGAGAGCAAGAUUGUUGGUCUUGUUGGAACUCGUAUAUGCGUUUGGAGGAGGCAUAGUGGGAAAAGAAGUAUGAGUCAGGAACACGCUGGCGUAACAAGGGGUUUUUGUAUGCGCUAUAUAGAUCCCGAGGCAGUUGUUGGAUGUGGAGACGGGACGGCUCGUGUGUUUGAUAUGUAUAGCAGGAACUGUUCUCGCAUUAUUAAGAUGCAUAAUGGACCAAUUACAUGUAUGGCAUUAACUGAUGAUCAGCUGGUUGUAAGUGGCUCCUCCCUUGGCAGUAUCAGAGUAGCAGAUUUGUCAUCAGAUCAAGUUGCGGGGACCUUGAAGUCUGCUGGUCCUGCAGGGAUAAAGAGCUUGUGUUAUAACCCAGGUUCAUAUUCAGUGUUUGCUGGAUCAACUUCAGGACAUGCAUAUUGUUGGGAUUUGAGAACCAUGAAACCUCUAUGGGAGAAGAAAAUCAGUCCAAAUGUCAUCUAUUCUAUUCAGCACCUGCAGAACGACACUUCGUCACUAGUUGUUGGGGGAAUAGAUGGUGUGUUGCGCAUUCUAGAUCAGGGUACAGGUGAAAUUAGUUCGAGCUAUGUGAUGGACAAAAAAGGUAUGUUCAUGGGGAGAGCAUCUUCCUCAUCCAGUUCCUCCAAUAACAGAGGUGCUUUUAUUGAAAAGAUGGUAGCUAGAAAGUUGUCGGGAGAUGUUACUACUGAUAUUGAUAGAAUACCAAAAGAUUUACGACCUCCCAUUACAUGUUUAGCUGUUGGGAUGAAGAAAGUUGUUACGACACACAACAACAAGUUCAUUCGGUUAUGGAGAUUCCAGUAGUCUGGUGUUGUAACGCUGUUUUCUACUAUGGAUUGUGCUUCAUCAAAGAAAAAAAGAAGAAAGAAUCUGCCGCAAUAUUUGUGCAGCCCUUUCUUCACUUACAGAUUAGCAUUUUUCUGCUAAUUUUUAAUGUCUUCCUGAGAAUGUUUGGAUGUUUCAUGCCUGUUCUUGUUUAUUUUAUGGUUUGUUAGUAGAAGCUACAACUGCAUCUACAAGAUAGCAGAUAGAGUUCAAUUGUAUUUUUUUUCUUCCGAAAAUGAAAUAGAGUUCAGAUUUGGUUCUUUCCAUAA